This is a messenger RNA of Moneuplotes crassus, 3852 nucleotides long. NCBI's taxonomy places the organism in Eukaryota, Ciliophora, Spirotrichea, Euplotida, Euplotidae. The record is from the annotation of a GenBank genome assembly.
AUUUAGGCACAAAGAUGAAUAAUUACCACAUUUAUGAAGAGAUUGGUCAUGGAAAGUACUCCAUUGUGUAUAAGGGUAAGAAAAAGAAGAGCAUCCAAUAUGUUGCAGUGAAAUCUGUUGAAAAGAACAGAAGAAAGAAGGUUAUCAAUGAGCAUAGGAUACUUAAAACUCUUAACCACCCCAACAUCCUCAAAUUCUACAACUACUAUGAGACCAGAAAUCAUCUGUGGCUAAUAUUUGACUUUUGACCUGGAGGAGACAUCUACAAAAUGCUCAACGAAGAUAAAAUGUUCCCAGAAGAAAUAACCAAACAUUUUGGAGUUGAAAUAAUGAAGGGCAUGUACUACUUACAUUCCAAUGGAAUUAUAUAUGGCGACCUCAAACCGUCCACCAUUCUCUUUAACGAGUAUAAUGAGCUAAAAUUAGCAGAUUUUGGCAGAGCGAAAUAAAAUAACUGAUUAUAUAAACCCAGGCCAAGAGACAUAUGCAAAAGCCAAAACAGGAUCCCCCUAUUAUAUGGCCCCAGAGCUGUUCCAAGAUGAGGGAGUCUAUAGUUUUUGAUCAGACAUUUGGUCAUUCGGAUGACUUCUCUUUGAAUUCCUCACUGGAAAGCCGCCAUUUAAUUCAAAUAAACUGAACAAUCUGAUCAAACUCAUUACGGAGGAGCCAACUCCUAUUCAUUUGCUCAGAUGUUCACCAGAAUUAAAAGAAAUGAUCGGAUUGAUGCUUGAAAAAGACCCAGCUGAUAGAAUAACCUGGGAAGAACUAAUCCAAAACCCAUAUUGGCAAGAAGAGGAGUUGAACGCCCUUGAUGUUGACCGUCUCCCAGAAGAGCCUCAGUUUGAAGCAUAUCUCAAAAGAAUGGGAACCACCCGGAGAGUAGCUCCUUCAAAGAUAAAACAAUUAAUGCUAGAAAAAGAGAGUGAUCUCUUCUUACAAGAAAAAGCGAACAACUUAGCCAGACAUUUAGGCCCUGGAUUGAAUCAUAACAACGUUGAUCUCCUUCGUCUGUCUUAUAACGUUAAAAGAAACAUGGAAAACAAUUCUCAUGAAGAAAUAGAGGUUCAGGGUGAUGACCUUCAGAUUAACAAUCAAAAUAUUGAGCUUGACUUUGCUGAAGAGAAUGAUGAAGAUGAAUCAAUGCCUGCUGAUGAAUAUAUAGAUCCAUCUCCUUGAGAGCAACGCCCUCAAGAACCUCAAACUAGUCGUUUAUUCACCAAGGAUGAAUACUUGUCAAAACUUCAGAUUCCAGGAUCUUUUAGUAAUACUAAUAUCAAAGAGAAAAGAUUAUUUGAAAAGGCUGACUCCAAUCGAGUUGAAACUGAUGAAUUUUGAGAUGACAUUGACCAGAAGUAUAAGAAUAUGAUGAAAGUCGAGAAAAGAGACUUUAAAAAUAUAUCAAAUAUAGGUCAAAUAACAAAUAAGAAAAUGCUUCUUCAAAAUCCGGAGAAAAUUAAACAAGAAUAUUCUAAAGCAGAGGUAGAAAACAUUGAUUCAAAAUCUUAUCCAAAAUUCGGUAUGAUUAAAGGGAGAUCUCAUCAACCAAAAAUGAAAGAAGAUGCUUUAUCUAAUAAUUAUGUUCAAAUUUCAGAAAAGAAGUAUAAGCCUUUUACUAGUGGGGCUUCAAACGAAUCCUCUCUCAACAAAUUUAAAUAUCCAAAAGAUUCAUCAUUAACUGCCAAAGAGAUAACCAAAGAUGCAAUUCAAUUUCAUCCUGGAUCAAGCAAUAUUAUUGCCUCUCCAUCUGAUCAGAAAAAUAGAAUCCUCACAAAAAGGUCAUCCAGCUAUAAGACAAGCUCUAGUCCAAAGAAAAUGUGACCUAAAUCAGUAGAAGAACUAUUAAUCCAUCACUCAGAUAUGGCUGUAAAGCCCAUCAUUGGAAACAAAGACAUUGAAAGGACCCAAGAACCAGUUUAUAAGCCAGAUUAUCUGACUUUCAUACCUUGGAAGCCAGAGGAGUUUGAGAAGAAUAUUGACAACAGAGAUAUUCAGAAAUACAUGUCAGAGAUCUACAAUGCCAUUAUGUCUAACACUAAUCUCACAGAGAGAGUGCAUGCAUUGUCUUACUUCGAAAGCUUGAUCAUUAGUAGCAAUGUCGCUAAUACUUUAAUCAAUUCAGCAUUCCUGGGGCUGUUCGCUCACAUUCUGAACAAAUCUACUAAAUCCCAUAUGAUCAAGAUUAGGACCUGUUCAAUCAUUGGACUCUUGAUACGACAUGCAACAGUUAUCGAAAACAAAGUUGCAGAAAGUGGCAUCUGCAAUAUUCUUUGAAGGACCCUCCAAGAUUCGAAAGAGAAUGUUCGAAGAAAAGCAAUCGCUGCUCUUGGAGAAUACUUAUUCUAUGCAGCUACACAAUUAGAUGGCGAUCAGGCAUCCAAGGUAUGGACUAUUUCUGAUCAAACAAUUAAAACCCUACUUGACUGAAUGGGAGAUUAUCAAGAUGAAAUAGUCAAAUUUUAUGCUUGUAAAACCAUUGAAAACAUCACCGCCCAGAGCAACUUUGCUGGAAUCGGCUUAGCUACCUCAGGCAUCUGAAAAUCCCUUAUUAAAGCAUUUUUAAGUCAAGGAAAGGAAAGUUUUGUUAUAACCUCUGCAGUAGCCCUCUCUCAUGUAGUGAAACUAAGCCCAAAACUAUUUCAAAUAGUUCUUGAUUACAUCCCUCUCGAAGACAUCUGAACCAUUCUGAUUGACAAUCACUCUAAAGUACAGCAAGCAUUUUUAACAAUGCUUAACAUAGCUCUACUUCAUAAAAACGAGGCUUUGCUUAUUAGUGUCAUCGAGUCAGCAGAUUCUCUUUGAACAGUUAUUGUUAGUCUACUUGAAAGCCAGAGUCUAGUGAUCAGAGGCAAAUCGCUCCUCUCAGUAGUCCUACUUCUCAAGAACUUCCCCUUGCAAUGGUUCACCUUAUUCAUGAACGACAAAAAGUUUAUAACCCUUCUGACCAGAUUGAUCAAGGAUAGCUACAAAUAUGUUCAAUAUGGAUUAAUGCAUUUCAUUGAUCAAAUGAAUGUCACCAUUCCGAUAAUUCUAAACGCUAUUGAAGAAGACCUUACCUACGCUAUAAACAUGGGAGAUACCACUGAACUUGAUGUUGAUCCCAUAGUGGAAACUGUCAUGCAGAGAAGAAAUGAUUUCAAAAAUGUCAGAGGCCACAUGACUCUGAUUUCUCUACUGCUAAACGUAGCAACUAACCAACUAAUGAAAGCAAGAAUAAUAUCAGAGGAAUUUUUAGAGUCAAUUGCAAGACUACUAAAUUCUUGAGAGCCAAACUUAUUUGUGGGAGCAGAUGAAAUGACCAAUGCUAUAUUAACAAUCAUGGAAACAAUUUCAGGAAACCAAAAGACUUUAGCGAAUAACAGUAUCUCGAUCGUUCAGCAUAUACUGCCAGCUCUAAUGGAAAAGCUUAAAUCUAAAUGAAACGAAGUAAAGUUUAUAGCUCUAAAAGUUUUUAAUGAGAUAAUACUUCAAUAUCUCUACGACGAAAACAUAUAUGAUGUUUCAAAGCUUGAAUUGUCUAUCAAAGAAGACGACUAUAUUUCGGAAUCUGAAAAACUGGUGCAAUACACAACAGAAAUGAUUAACGAAAUAUUGGUAGGCAGUUUCUUACCAAAUUUCAAAUAUUUACUUAAUGAAGAAGACCCUGUGCCCAUAUUUGCGAUAAAAUUCCUCUCAGUGUUGAUGGAAAAAUGUCCACAUUUUAUAACUACUAUUAAAAAACUAGAGAUAACAUCCAAACUAACAGAAUACUGCACUUAUGGACACAGGAGAAUGAACCCUCAUAUGAUGGAAAUUGUCAAAAAGAUCCUAGAAAUUGAAGCAAAGACUGACCUUGCAUUUAGAAGAGCAUUCUAG